CGGCGGCGCGCACACGGAGCGGCUGUGGCUGCGCUGCGAGCGGGGAAAUGGCGGCCGCGGUGCUGGCGGCACCGGAGGGCGGCAACGCCGUGAUGCCGAUGGGCAGCGCCGCGACGUGUCCUCCUCAGACCGGCCCCGCGGGACCCGGCUCGUGGAGCCGAUCCUUGGACCGAGCUUUGGAAGAAGCGGCGGCCAGCGGCACGCUCAGCCUCAGCGGCAGGAAACUGCGCGACUACCCGAGGGCCAGCGCCGCCAACCACGACCUCAGCGACACCACCCGCGUCGAUUUGUCACGGAACAGACUGUCGGAGCUUCCAGCAGAAGCAUGUCACUUCGUUUCCCUCGAGAGCCUUAAUUUGUACCAGAACUGCAUUCGAUACAUCCCAGAGGCUGUUUUGAACUUACAGUCUUUAACGUUUCUAAAUAUCAGUCGAAACCAACUUUCAACGUUGCCAGUACACCUCUGUAGUCUACCACUAAAGGUUCUGAUAGCGAGUAAUAAUAAGCUGGUCUCCAUACCUGAAGAAAUUGGACAGCUCAGACAGCUGACAGAGCUCGAUGUGAGCUGUAAUGAAAUACAGACAAUACCUCCACAGAUCGGCAAUUUGGAAUCCUUACGGGACCUAAAUGUCAGAAGAAAUCAUUUGGUGCAUUUACCUGAAGAGCUCGCUGAGCUGCCUUUGAUUCGAUUAGAUUUCUCCUGCAAUAAAAUAACAACAAUCCCAGUUUGUUAUAGGAACCUCAGACAUCUGCAAACCAUCAUGUUAGAGAACAACCCUCUCCAGUCACCCCCUGCACAGAUAUGUAUAAAAGGAAAAAUUCACAUAUUUAAGUAUCUGAACAUAGAAGCGUGCAAGAUAGCUCCAGAUUUGCCUGAUUAUGAUAGAAGACCAAUGGGAUUUGGAUCUUGCCAUGAGGAACUUUAUUCCAGUCGUCCAUAUGGAGCACUUGAUUCUGGCUUCAAUAGCGUGGACAGUGGAGACAAAAGAUGGUCAGGGAAUGAACCAACAGAUGAGUUCUCAGACCUCCCUUUACGUGUGGCAGAAAUCACUAAAGAGCAGAGACUGCGAAGAGAAAAUCAGUACCAAGAAAACCGAGGGAGCACAGUUGUAACCAAUGGUGGAGUGGAACACGAUCUCGAUCAGAUCGACUAUAUUGAUAGCUGUGCCACAGAAGAGGAGGAGGAAGAAGUGAGGCAACCCAAGUGCGUGGACUCAGACAGCCUCAGCUCACAAUUCAUGGCGUAUAUUGACCAGCGGCGAAUCUCUAACGAGAACUCACCAGCCAAACCUGCAUCUACCAGAGAACUCCAGAAGGCUGAGGACACGAGACGGUAUUUACAACAAAGCAGGGACACUGAAUUAAGAAGACCUGAAACUCUAAAUUUGAUGCAGGACAGAGAGCAUCACCAAGUACUAAGGAGUUAUGUGGACAGAACAGAGAGACCCCCAGCUGAUUCACCUUACUUUCUCUCUCUAUCAAGUCACCAGAGUCAGGUGCCCAAUGCAGAUCCUGACUUGCACCGCAGGCACAUAGAGCGUACCCGUAGGGAGGCACAGCUGGCAGCACUGCAGUACGAGGAGGAAAGGAUGAGAACAAAGCAGAUCCAGAGAGAAGCUGUUCUUGACUUUGUUAAGCAAAAAGCAUCUUUAAGUCCUCAGAAGCAAAGUCCUCUGGAUAGCGAGUGUCCCUUUCCAUCCAGAAGGUCUCAGCAUACUGAUGAUAGUGCCUUGUUAGUGAAUGGCUUUGAGCCUCUCUUUGUGUUUGAGAUUGACAAUAACACCAAUACCAUUAAGAGAAGGCCAGGGACUCGCAAACAGUCCCUCUCAGGGUUGAAUCAAGACAGCUGUGCUACUGCCCUGCCUAACACCUCUGCCCUCAGUCCUGCCAAGAGCGAUGACAGAUCCACCAUCUCUCCUGGCUCACCCACCACUCAGACAGUCCACCUUUCCCCUCCGCAUCCUGGUCAUGCAGCCCUGCCUUCCUAUAGAAACCCUUCCCAGCGACCCGAGAGUUUCCUUUUCCGAGCAGCUGUCAGGGAUGAAGCAAACAAAGUGGUUGCUUCAUCGUCUUCCCGUGCCUUGUCUCCUGCUAAUGAUUCUGCAGACACCAGAGUUAGGCAGAGCUCCAGGCAGCGUGAGGAGGAGCUGGAGCUGAUAGAGCAGCUACGUAAGAAUAUUGAGUCACGGCUGAAAGUGUCCCUGCCCAGUGAUCUUGGAGCAGCUCUCACCGAUGGCGUUGUUCUGUGCCACCUGGCUAACCACGUCCGUCCUCGGUCUGUCCCGAGCAUCCACGUCCCCUCACCUGCUGUUCCUAAGCUUACAAUGGCGAAAUGCAGACGGAACGUGGAGAACUUCUUGGACGCCUGCAGGAGGAUCGGGGUGCCUCAGGACAAUCUUUGUUCCCCUUCUGACAUUCUUCAGCUAAACCUCAGCGUUAAAAGAACAGUUGAGACUCUUCUUUCCCUGGGGACAGAUUCAGAAGAAUCCAGUCUUGUCUCCCUUUCUGUUCAGCUCUGGGGCUUUGUGGUGUUUUACUGUACUCUGAUGCUAACGCUCUGUAUGGUCUAUCGCUGGGUCUUUUUCCUCUAGCUGAGGGACAGUGCUGCUGUUUCCUCCCUCCAUCGCUCCAGUUCUCUGUAAAGGAUUUUGGGUUUUGUCAAGACCGCGUGUACAAAGUGCUUUUUCUCACUGAUGGGAAAGAAGCAACAGAGGUGACACAGGCAAUGUGUAAACACAUUGGUGCAUCCACACAACCAUGUGAUGUAACUCACGCUCGUGUUUACUGUGUGAUGUUGAGCAGAUGUGAUGCUGGGGGAGGAGGUGCUGUGUGUGGGCUGGAGCAGGGGGCUGAGCUUUAGGGCCACGUAGGUGUGUGCUAUGGGCUGACUGCUGGCAAAGGAUCUAGCACUGGGAAAACUGCACUGUCAGUUUGUGCCUCAGUUUCCCUGUCUGUAUCAUAAGAACUGCUCCCAGGUUGGUCAAUUGCUUCGGGAUUUAUGUGAUGAAAGAAGCAUUAAACAACACAAUGUAUUUUGAACAUCAGUGGCCUUGAUUAGAUCUCACAGUCUUAGAGACGUGGUCUGAUCAGCUUUGUCCACAAGAUCCUGGGAUUGUUUUCCUCAGAUCCCAGCCCCAUAUCCCAGCUGCUGAGAGGACCUGACCUUCCUGUUGGUAGAGUCCCAUGUUUUAUGUGUCAGUCCAGGGUUUUAAAGUAGCUGUCCAUCAAUCCUGAGCUUCUUGAGCUUCAUAACUGAUCUAAGAGGAGAUGUGCAGAGAAACUGAACUCCCUGAAAGAAAACAUUUCUGGCACAGAAGGAAGAAUCCUUUGGGUUCUGUCAGAUGUCGUGGGGUUGCCACAGCAUUUUGCUGUGCCCCGGAUAACACUUAACAAAGAUUUCCUGUGUUGCCACUCAAUUGUGGAAGCCUCAAACCACACUUCUUCCUCUUCCUAUCUGCUUAUUUGCAGAAACCUUGCUAUCACACAGUUGUGAUACACGACCUGGCUGUGUGUUCAGCUCCCUCUUUACUGUUACACAGAUCUCAGGUAGUUCUCUACACAGCUUUAAGCUUUUCCCUCCUCUGGAGAAGCAUCCUGGUGCUUUAAUGUGUUUCUCAGGGACACCUCAGGAUUCGAGGGCAUUGCCCACACCACGUCUGCUCACAGUGUAGGUUGGUUCAGGGAGCUCUGCUCAGUGGUAGGUGCAGGUAAGUGCUGGUACCAGGCCUGUUCUGAAUGGGACUUCAGUACCUGUUUGUUACACAUGAAGGUGCAGUCGGUGUUUUGUAAGCCCUGUUUAAGUGCUGAUGGCAUUCCUGCAUUAACCUGACAGCAACUCUGAAGCACAAUUUAAGCUACACGGGAGUUUAGUUGCAAUUAUAGUCACUGCCAGUAAAAACGUCUUACGUGUACGUGGAGCUCACAAGCUCUUGUAACAUAAAGUGAGUAUUUAGCAAAGGAGCAAGUGGAGGAGCUGGUGCCCUCAUCCCAACCCACACUGUGACUGGCACAAAACAUUCUGCCCAAGCAAAACAUGAUUGAGGAAAGAGGGGACCUUUGGUGAAGGGGGGGGUCUGUUUCUAAAUAAGCUAUUUCUGCACUGUUUACUGGUGUGAACUAAAAUGAACUCUGUUCUGUGUUUCUUAUCUUCUUCUAAUGAACACUGUGAUAAAAGCUUCCAGGGCUCUUACACUAACCGUGCCUUCCCGUCCUUAAGUCCUGUUUGCUGCAGCUAUCUCUGUGGUGUGGAUACUUUCCAAAGCUUUUCUCCUUAUCUAUUUGCAUACCUAAGAGAAGGGGAAAAAAAAAAGAUAAUAAAUGCUGGUUCCAGUUUACAAGCAUUUCCUCAUAAAGCACAUUGCUUCAAACGAACUGUUCUGCUGGAGGAGAAAUGCAUUUCAGCUGCAUCAGCUGCCUUCACGCAGUGCUUUCAGCCUGGGUUGGUUCUGUCUGCUUGGAGCUCUAUGGGAGGAGCGUUGGCUGCUGUUAUUUAUGCUGAAGGAUUUCAUCAAUAUGGAGGGUCAGUAAAGCUGCAAAGAGUGGAGGGAUACAGGAUGCUGCAGAACUUGCUUGUGGGGAAAGAAUCUCUGUAGCUUUGUAGGAAGAGAACACAGCUGGGUUAUUUAUCUAGAGGUGCAGAGCACUGCUGGGUGUGUGUGUCCCUGUGGGCUGAGGAUAUGCCCCCCCCUGUGCCAAGGACUUGUGUAGGACGAGGCUUUUAACCCAUCUGAGGCUGAGAGUAGCACAAUUCCUAAUAAACACUUUGAAACCUUUCUGCACUUUGUGUAUUCCUCUUAUUCUUCAGAGUGGUUUGGGAGCUGCUCGAUGGGCCUCAUGGCAGCAGCGACUCAGACACAGCGCAGGAGGGAUAUUUGUCCUCAAAUAUGCCAUUAACAUUGCCUUGAACAGGAGAAAUGACAGGAGAAAUUGCCUUGAACAGGAGAAAUACGUUGAUGAUGAAAGCUAUUGCAAUUAGAAGCAAGUUGUCUUUUCUCCUUUCCAUAAAACAAAUGGUGCUUUCUGCUUUUUGGCCCCUCCCAAGGAGUUUAUGUAAUGACAAGGAUCACAUCAUCCAUAUGGACAGAAGGACUUUGGAUGGGCAGUGUGUCCUUAGGAGAACUGCUUUCAAGCAUGGCACUUCCCCUCA
Messenger RNA from Coturnix japonica (Japanese quail), 5146 nucleotides. It is a transcript of the gene LRCH3, whose product is annotated as leucine rich repeats and calponin homology domain containing 3. Gene Ontology annotation, cellular component: cytoplasm. NCBI's taxonomy places the organism in Eukaryota, Metazoa, Chordata, Aves, Galliformes, Phasianidae. The record is from RefSeq and is a predicted model, not a curated record. Gene Ontology annotation, molecular function: protein binding.